AGUCGGAGGAUCCAGGGGUUUGGGAUGGAGGAGUUAAGAGCUGGAAAACCCGGAUUGGGUUUUCUCCUCCAGGUGUGGUGACCCCCGAGAUGUUCCGGGAGCUGCAGAAUUCCGAGAUCAUCCAGCAGCUCACGGAGAAGUUCAAGGAGGAUUCCCCGGAGUACCCGCUGUCGCUGAGCUCGCGGCCCUGGCGCCGGUUCCGGGCGGGGCUGUCGGAGCUGGUGGCCGGGGUGGUGCGGAGGGGCCGCCACGCCGUGGUGUACGACGGCUUCCUCAUGGACUCGUGGCUCGCCUUCCUCACCGGCCUGUCCGACUCGCAGGUGCGCGCCUUCCGCCACACCGGCACCCUGGCAG
Molecule: messenger RNA, 354 nt
Organism: Empidonax traillii (willow flycatcher)
Lineage: Eukaryota; Metazoa; Chordata; Aves; Passeriformes; Tyrannidae
Product: cohesin subunit SA-2-like
Exons: 2
Biological process (GO): sister chromatid cohesion
Cellular component (GO): nucleus; cohesin complex; chromatin
Molecular function (GO): chromatin binding
Source: RefSeq, a predicted model, not a curated record